GGGGUCUGCAGGCUGGUGCAGAGACCAAUGGCCAAGGUCUUUCUCAAACACCGCUAGGCCAGCAGAGACCCAGAGCCCAGGGCGUUUCAGCGCUGCGACACUUUAACUUGCCGCUUUCCCUCCCAGUCCUCGUUUCGCAUCCCAGCCCGUCACGUCUGCUCGCUCACCCACCCGUCGAGACCACUCGCGAUACAUUUCAUUCUCAUUUAACAUAUCUCAAACCGUCGCUGGUCGAUUUCUCUUUCGCUUUGCGCCUCAACUUCCGUUGUUCGAACCUGGCAGGCCCUUCACCGCGCUUUCCCCUCGCGUUUCCAGAGCGCCGUUCACACCAACACGUUACCGACGUCUGACCUUCGCGACGCCAAACACCCGUUUAUAGAGGGACGUGUUGCAGCGCAGCAUGUUUCCCAACGCCCACCAUGCCCAGAUGCCCCCACCCCAGGCACGCUCUGUAGCGCCUGAGACUUUCUUAUUAGACCAGGACGCUCAGCAAAGCCUGCCGCCGGACAGCAUCGUCGCCCUGCAGCAAGUUGAUAACCGUAUGUACCGCACCGGUGUCUCAACUGCCCUCGCGCAUGGCUUUGGGCGCCCCAAUUUGAAGUACUUCCUUAUCUCAGCACCAGUCGACUGGCAACCAGACCAGUACAUCCGCAGGUUCCUCCUGCCCACAGGCGAAUAUGUUUCCUGCGUGCUAUGGAACAACCUCUUCCACAUCUCGGGUACCGACAUUGUACGAUGCCUGUCCUUCAGAUUCCAGGCCUUUGGCCGCCCCGUCAAGAACUCCAAGAAGUUUGAGGAGGGUAUUUUCUCAGACCUGCGCAAUCUGAAGUCCGGCACAGACGCGUCGCUGGAGGAGCCCAAGAGCGCAUUCCUCGACUUCCUAUACAAGAACAACUGCAUCCGCACACAGAAGAAGCAGAAAGUCUUCUACUGGUACAGCGUACCGCACGACCGCCUUUUCCUUGACGCGCUGGAGCGCGACCUGAAGCGCGAGAAGAUGGGACAGGAGGCGACCACUAUGGCGGUCAGCGAGCCUGCGCUUUCCUUCGAGUUCGAUUCCUCGCAGUCUCUUUUCGAACAGCUCACCAAGGCGCAACAAACCAACUCUUCGUCGUUCAACAACAACGUACAGCCUUCGUACCAGCACAACCCAUCGCCUGACAUGCUGUCAAGAGAGUCGAUGCCACCGCCGCAAAUGGUCCCGGUUCCUCAGCAGAUGCCCCAGCACCAGCCGCAGCCGAUGCACCACCAGCCAGUACACCACCAACCAGUACACCACCAACCAGUACACCACCAACCAGUACACCACCAGCCAGUACACCACCAGCCGGUGCAGCAUGAGGACCCCAUGGUUCAGUACCACCAGCAGAUGUCUAUGCCGCCUUCUAUGCCGCCGACAAUGCAGCCUACAGUGAUGAAGAGCCGAGAGCGCGAGUUCAGCACCUCUCUGCAGUACGACCGCAACGGUAUCCCACUCUCGCAGGUGCACCAGCGCCACAGCUCGAUGCCCGCUUACAUGGAGUACUCGCCAGCUCCUUCUUUCGUUUCUUCGCACUACGAGGACUACAGCACACGGGGCAUGUCUUUCGAGCCUCUUACCCCACCACAGCACCAGAUUGGCCUCGGUGCUGAGCCAGCUUACAUCGCCAACGAGGACACUGGUCUAUACAGCGCCAUUCCCGACCUUCCAGUACCCAACACAUUUAACCCUUUGAUGAACAUUCCUCCGUCAAAUUUGAUGGGCCCUGGCUACCCAGUGUCGAGGCCUUUCGCGCCUGGGAAUGUCUACUCCGUUAUUGAGGGUUCGCCGACCUACAAGCAGCGUAGGAGGCGAUCGUCCCUCUCUGCAGGCAUCACUGCCGCAGUUGUCGCAGCUGGCAAUGCUCACCAGGUUCACCGACAAAGCGAUCUGAGACGGUCAAUGUCGGUCAACCCUGUUCCUGAGGCCGAUGAGUCGAACCACAACUCGCCAUCGCCCAACAGUACAAGCUAUGCCCAGCCAAUCCAGGAGUCUAAGCCUCUCGUUGACAUUUCGCGUCAAGGUACACCUCUUAACACCGUUGAGGAGAGCCCUGAGCCUCAGCCGGCAAUGCUGCAUCACGACGAUCUCAACAGCAUGGUUAACGGCGAAUUAUUCGAGACACCUCUUCAGCAUAGCGCCGUUGCUCGUGCGGCAGGUGCACCCGUCUUCCGACGCGCGCGCAGUGCUACCAUGAUGGAGAUUGGUCCCUACCCUCAGAAGUCUCACUCAUGUCCCAUCCCGACAUGUGGCAGGCUCUUCAAGAGAUUAGAACACCUCAAGAGGCACGUGCGCACCCACACACAAGAACGACCAUACGUCUGCCCGCUGUGUAAUAAGGCUUUCUCGCGCUCGGACAACCUUGCCCAACAUCGUCGCACACACGAGCCCCGUCCUGACGGUGAGCCUAUUGAGGACUUCAACGAGGAAGAUCUCGAGGGUGAAGAGGAGCUCCACCUUGAGGAGGACUCCCCGACAUCCGGUAACGAGUACCUUGGCGGUGCGCACAACGUACCUGCUUCUUACGCCGACAUUCCUGGUCCCGGCUUGGGUAUGGGCGCUGCUAUGGCCACACCUCAGCAGCUGAUGGCUAGCCACUACUAGGCGGUCGCCAGCGACUGUCUUUAUUGAUGUCUUAUCACGAUACAAACAUUCGGCGCUGGGCGACCCUCGAUAGAGUGGCUGCAUUUCUUUCUUCUUUCUUAUUGAUUCCCUAGAUCAGGUUUCUUUCUUCUUUACAUUCUGGCAUUUUACGAUGUUUGCAUUGCAUCGCGUCGCAUGCAUUUUCUUCCGGUAUUGAUGUCACGAACACGAGUACCCUUUUCUUUUCGCUUAGCCUGCGCGCAGUUGUCUUUUCUCACAUGGUUGCAUAUCCUGUUGGCAUACGAGCGCUUUUCUGCAAAAUUUAUUGGACGGUACUGGCGCUGAACGCUGGUGCGCGCACCCUGAUGGUCGCUGCGUGUUUCUUGUGGAUAGGAUACCACAGUGAAGGGCGCCGCUUGAGGCGUGUGUAUAAUAUUGCAACAAUGCAGAACGCUUAUUCGCG
Macroventuria anomochaeta is the source of this 3065-nucleotide messenger RNA. Its product is annotated as STE-domain-containing protein. Gene Ontology annotation, molecular function: DNA-binding transcription factor activity. Bases 401 to 2623 code for a protein of 740 amino acids. Gene Ontology annotation, cellular component: nucleus; Tec1p-Ste12p-Dig1p complex; Ste12p-Dig1p-Dig2p complex. The transcript has 5 exons. NCBI's taxonomy places the organism in Eukaryota, Fungi, Ascomycota, Dothideomycetes, Pleosporales, Didymellaceae. Gene Ontology annotation, biological process: regulation of DNA-templated transcription; sexual reproduction. The record is from RefSeq and is a predicted model, not a curated record.